AUGCCCUCAUCUUCACCACCCAACCGCCGACUCCGCGUCUUGCUCACGAACGACGACGGCCGCCCCUCUCCCAAGACCGGUCACUCGCCUUUCAUCUACCCCUUCGCGCGAGGACUGGUCGAGCAGCUCGGAUGGGACGUGAGGGUUGUUGUGCCGGAUAGUCAGAAGAGCUGGGUCGGGAAAAGCUAUUUGAUCGGGGACAAGGUCACUGGCCAAUACUACUAUCCUGCAGGAGAGGACGGAACCAAAGGCGAGUUGAGAGACCUGCCGCGGACCACCAAGGACGGCGAGAUGGAAUGGGUUCUCUUGCAGGGGACGCCAGCCACCUGUGCCUCAAUCGCCCUCAACAACCUCUUCCCGCCCGACUCCUUUGAUCUCGUUAUCUCUGGACCAAACUUUGGACGCAACACCAGUACCGCCUUCGCCAUCGGUACCGUCGGCGCAGCCAUGGCUGCUGCCAUUUCCGGCUCGCACGCGAUUGCGCUCUCGUGGGGCUUGAUGGAAGGCUACAAGCCCCCGCCGCAAGAGUUCGUCGACGCCGCCGUCAAGCUGUCUUGUCAAGUCGUCGAGCGGCUGUACAAGCUUGGCUUCGGCGAGGGCGACAGCAAGGUCGACGUGUACUCGGUCAACGUGCCUCUUCUCCCCGACAUCGUCUCGUCACCAGAGGUCCGAUGGACGACUAUGGCUCGCACCUCGUACGGCCGUCUCUUCAAGUCGACCCCGCACCCCGACUCGGCCGCUUCAGAGGAGAAAGGUGGACCAGCUGCGGUCGCUGAGCCGAAGCAGGAGACUGGCGGCGCAGAGCAGAGUGAAGGGAGCGAGAACCUGAUGGUGCGCGACGAGCACUGGAAGGAGAGGCUGCACUUCGUGUUCGCGCCGGAUCUUUCGGCGCUCGUCAAUCCGAAGAUGGAUGACUUGGUCGAAGGCACGGACAAGCAUGCCAUUCACAGUGGAGCCGUCUCGGUCACUCCGAUUCGCGCCGCCUUCAUGAAGGCCAGCCCGCCGCAGGGCAUCCCGGUAGACGGUCUCCUCAAGAUUUAG
This is a messenger RNA of Rhodotorula toruloides NP11, 1041 nucleotides long. RefSeq names its product tubulin-tyrosine ligase. The transcript has 7 exons. Gene Ontology annotation, molecular function: hydrolase activity. NCBI's taxonomy places the organism in Eukaryota, Fungi, Basidiomycota, Microbotryomycetes, Sporidiobolales, Sporidiobolaceae. Gene Ontology annotation, cellular component: P-body. The coding region runs from base 1 to 1041 and encodes 346 amino acids. The record is from RefSeq and is a predicted model, not a curated record.